AUGGCUUGGUUGGUUGUUUUCCUCCUCUGCCUGGGACAAGCGAGUGGUCAAUUUCUGGGUGAUUCAACUGAAAGCGAUCCAGAUUUGGAAGAGGAACUGCUCCACCUCCUGCUGAAACUGGAUCAGGAAGAAGCUUACGACACCCUGCUGGUUUACGGAAAGAGUUGCGUUUUCCACUCCAUUUCCAGGCGUUUAGAUGUGCCCACAGUGCUGGUUUCUUCGGGUAGCACCCAUUUCGACUGGGGUUUCAGCAGCCUGGCUCUGAUUCUGAGUUGUGGACCAGAAGACGAAUGCGAGGCCAACUACCGCACUCUCCUCAAGUUGCAGAGAAACAGACGAAUUGUCUACCUACCACUGGACUUCGAUCACGAUUCUGUGUGUGAAACGUACUUCCGCAGGGAGCAGUAUAAUGUGGCUAUGAUAAGAGCAGACUUUGAUAACACGAAGUUGAUAUACGCCUGUCGCUUCCUUCCCCAUCCCAGAAUUGAAGAAAUAGAUGUAAUGGAAGCUAAGUCGAUUUAUAUCGAGCCCUUUCAAAAUAUGCACGGAAUGCAGAUCAAGGCAGUGACAGACUUACUGGCUCCUCGAUCCAUGAUGUAUUUGGAUCCAAGGAGUGGGGAAAGGAAGUUGACGGGAUACGUGGCAAAUCUGUUCAACACCUUCGCUCAAAGUGUGAAUGCCACUCUGCAGUUUGAAACACUUGGCAGGAAUCUCCCCUAUAAGGAGAUUAAAAGGAGAAUUUCGGAGGAUGAGCUCGACAUUGGCAUUUUCCUGGAGGGCUCGGUCUUGGUCACCAACGGUCUUGAUACGGCCAGCUAUCCGUUCCUGCUGACCACCUACUGCCUGAUGCUUCCGGUUCCCUCAAAGUUGCCGUUCAAUCGGGUGUACGCCAUUAUCGUGGAUCCCCUCGUUCUCGGCAUUAUCUUCGUGAUUUUCUGCCUGCACUCUGGGCUGCUGAUCUACAGCCGGAAAAUGUCUUGGCGAAAUCUGAGCAUAUCCAACGUCCUGGUGAACGAUAUAACCCUUCGCGGUCUGCUGGGCCAAUCGUUUCCCUUCCCCUCCAACGCAAACAAGCAGCUGAGGAUGAUCUUCUGCAUCCUGUGCUUCGCCAGCAUCAUGUUGACCACCAUGUACGACGCCUACCUGCAGUCCUUCUUCACGGAUCCCCCGACGGACCACGAAAUUCGCUCCUUCGAGGACAUUGGCAGGUUUCACCAGAAGAUUGCCAUUCCGGCGCUCGAGGUGCAUUCGCUGGUGAUAGUCAACAAUUCACAGUUUGGGGAAUUAAACAAAGAAGACCUUUUGGUCAUUUCGAAUUGGAAGGAUUAUCUGAACCUGCGGGACUCACUUAAUGUUAGAUUUGGAUACCCAGUCACUGAGGAUCGGUGGAGCGUCUACGCCGAACAGCAAAAGUUGUUCAAAAAACCCGUUUUCUAUUUCGCAAAAGACCUGUGCUUCUCCCGCCAGCUUUUCAUGUCCAUUCCCCUGCGAAGAUUCCUUCCCUAUCGCCAUCUCUUCGAGGAUCACAUUAGACGGCAGCAGGAGUUUGGACUGGUCAACUACUGGAAGAGCCACAGCUUCUUCGACAUGGUGGGGCUGGGCAUAACACCCCUCAGUGACCUCAGUCCGCAGGUUGAGUUGGAUAAAAGCUUACUACUCCAGGAUGUAUCCUGGAUAUUCAAAAUCUAUCUGGUCGCAAUGGUGAUUAGCGUCGUCUGCUUUUUAAUCGAGCUUUUAAGCAAAGUCGAGAUAUGGAAGAUGUGUUUUCGAAAGAUAAUAAAGUAA
Messenger RNA from Drosophila ficusphila, 1785 nucleotides. RefSeq lists its product as uncharacterized. The transcript has a single exon. Bases 1 to 1785 code for a protein of 594 amino acids. Lineage: Eukaryota; Metazoa; Arthropoda; Insecta; Diptera; Drosophilidae. The record is from RefSeq and is a predicted model, not a curated record.